Molecule: messenger RNA, 1801 nt
Organism: Lonchura striata (white-rumped munia)
Lineage: Eukaryota; Metazoa; Chordata; Aves; Passeriformes; Estrildidae
Source: RefSeq, a predicted model, not a curated record
GGGGAGGUGGGAGUGGGGCAGCGCCAAGGCCGGGCCCCCGCGCGCUGUCCUGGCGGGAGCGGCUGCAGUGGGGACCGAGUGCGGGCGGGAGCGGCCGAGAGCCCAGCGCUGCCCCAGCCCGACCUGCCCCAGCUCCAUCCCUGCCCCUGCGCUGGGAUGCUGUGGGGCUGGGGGGAAGAGGGAGCUGGCAGUGGGUGCUGGGCCUGGGGGCAGGAGGAGAAGGGAAGGAGAAGCAGGCUUGAGGAACAGAAUGGUGAAAGGAUGCAGGUGGCAGGAGAAGAUGGGAUUGUGCAGGAGAAGGAGGAAUAGCAGGAGGAAGAGGAGUGUGAGGAAGAGUAGAGACACAAGAGAAGGAGGAGGAGCAGAAAGAGGAAGCAGCAGAAGGUUCCACCCCUCCCUGUGUCUGCAGCCUCCCCCCAGUCCCAGGAGCGCUGCUCCCCCCACAUGCAGCAGGUGACUAUGGAGAUGGAUCUACGAUUUUCAGGGGGUGAAUCUUGGUGUUUCUGAGCUUUCUUGGGCUAAAUGUUGGUGCUUUGGUUUUAUAUGGGAACUGAAUCUUUAUCUUUUAGAGGAGGUUUUUGCUGACUUGUGAUGUUCAGGGAGUUUUUGAUUUGUGUCUUGAAGUUUGUGGGAUUUUUGGGCUGAAUCUUGGUGUUUUGGAGGUUCUUACAGAUACAAGAUUCCCAAUGACUUCCAGGGAUGAACUUGGGCAAGGCGGAACCUCCAGUCCAAGCAGCUCUUCUCUUGUUUUUCCCUCAAACCAGGAUUUGUCAUUUCCAGGGCGUGGCUGAAUGGAGGAGGAGGAAAAGUCCCGGAGAUGCUGCAGGAGGAGGAGCUGCAAACCCAGCCCAGGGAGCUGCAGGGAGGAAAGAGCCCCCCUGAGCCAGGAAGGCGGGCGGAGAUCCAGCCAGAGCUCGGAGCUGGUGGAGAAGCCUCAUGGCAGGGAGAAGCCCCACAAGUGCUUGGAAUGUGGGAAGGGUUUCAGGUGGAGCUCCAGCCUCAUCCAGCACCAGAGGAUCCACACUGGGGAGAGGCCCUACGAGUGUGGGGAGUGUGGGAAGAGGUUUCAGUCCAGCUUCCAUCUCCUCAGACAUGAGCGGAGUCACACAGGGGAGAAGACCUACCGCUGCCCUGACUGUGGGAAGGGCUUCAAGCAAAACUCCGACCUCACCGAGCACUGGCGCAUCCACACUGGGGAUAGGCCCUACAAGUGUGGGAAGUGUGGGAAGGGCUUCAUACAGAGGUCUAGCCUGGUCAAACACCAGGUGAUCCACACUGGGGAACGGCCCUAUGAGGGCUUGGAAUGUGGGAAGAGCUUUGGGUGGAGAUCCCAACUGAAAGCACACCAGCGCAUCCACACAGGGGAGAGGCCCUACGAGUGUCCCCAGUGUGGGAAGAGGUUUCAGAGAAGCUCCAAUCUCCUUCUACAUGAGCGGAUUCACACAGAGGAGAGGCCCUACCGCUGCCCCGACUGCGGGAAGGGCUUCAAGCAAAACUCCCACCUCAUCGUGCACCGGCGCAUCCACACCGGGGAGAGGCCCUACGAGUGUGGGAAGUGUGGGAAGGGCUUCUCACAGAGCUCAGAUUUGACCCAGCACCAACAGAGGCACCACUAAGGGAAGCCCUGUGAGUUCCCUGAGUGAGGGAAGAGCUUGGAGUGAGGGAAGAGAGUGAAGGAAGAGUUUGGUGUGCUGCUGCAGCUCCAUCCCCCAUGAGAGGAUCCGGGCUGGAUGAUCCCCAGUGACCCCCGUUGGGCAGAGCCCUGGUGUCCCCGUAUGGGGAAUAAAACAGAGAGUAAAGC